AUGCUGCUGGAUGGUUCCUCACCCCUCUCGGGAUAUAGCAAACUCUUGUUCCUGGCCUUAGCUGUCCUUGUGGUCCUGACUCAGGCUUCCCCAGAUGGAUGGGCCAGAAAGUGUGGUUAUGGAACUGGCAGGUGCAGGAAGCAUUGCAAAGAAAAUGAGAAGAAGAAAGAAAAAUGUGGGUUAAGAAAGCUUUGCUGCAUCCCAGCAAAGCAUAAACCAUCAGAACCUGCCAAGAAAGAAGAGAUGACCUACAGGGCUAUGGCAACACAGCUGGAGUAUCUGAAGCUGGUGCUCACCCACUAG
Molecule: messenger RNA, 303 nt
Organism: Orcinus orca (killer whale)
Lineage: Eukaryota; Metazoa; Chordata; Mammalia; Artiodactyla; Delphinidae
Gene: DEFB115
Product: defensin beta 115
Exons: 3
Coding region: 1-303 (100 amino acids)
Biological process (GO): innate immune response
Cellular component (GO): extracellular region
Source: RefSeq, a predicted model, not a curated record